This is a messenger RNA of Brenthis ino (lesser marbled fritillary), 270 nucleotides long. NCBI's taxonomy places the organism in Eukaryota, Metazoa, Arthropoda, Insecta, Lepidoptera, Nymphalidae. The record is from the annotation of a GenBank genome assembly.
AUGACGAGUUCGAAGACGCCUGCGAGUCGCGGCGCCGGACCGCCGAGCCGCCGCCGCGAGCGCGAGGCGUCCGUAGACUCACGCGACACGCACACAGCACACGAUCACAGUGGAGACGCGGACCGCGGUGGAGACGCUACAGGCGUACACCCAGUAGCUGCACCAGCACGAGAGCCGCCAGGCAGCCCGCGAGCGCGCCCGUCGCGCACCCCGCUCCCCCCGCGCCACUGCGCCCCGCUGCUUCUCCCGCAUCUACAAUACACACCACCU